This is a messenger RNA of Papaver somniferum (opium poppy), 1377 nucleotides long. Its product is annotated as aspartic proteinase CDR1-like. Gene Ontology annotation, cellular component: extracellular region. The record is from RefSeq and is a predicted model, not a curated record. The transcript has 2 exons. The coding region runs from base 9 to 1355 and encodes 448 amino acids. Lineage: Eukaryota; Viridiplantae; Streptophyta; Magnoliopsida; Ranunculales; Papaveraceae.
UGGGGAGAAUGUUUUUCAUUUUUCUUCUAGCAAUUACUCAAUUUUCACUACUGUUAAACUCAAUCAUUGCUGUGUACCCAAAGAAAGGGUUUAGUAUGAAGAUGAUUCAUAUAGAUUCCAAAGAGUCGCCUUUAUAUCCAGGUGAUCAUUUAACAAGAGACGAAAGGCUUCAAAGACUCGUACAACAAUCCAAAACUCGAGUACGUUACAUCGAAUCACAAAUAUUACUUCAGAGAAAUGCUACGCACUCUAUGGAUCCUAAUGUUGCACGUUUGCCCGUAGUUUAUGAGUCAGCAAUGUUUUAUGUUGCAGAGAUUGGUUUAGGUGCCACUAAGGCUUUCAAUCAAGAUAAUCCUCUUUAUCCUUGGAAGUUGUCAACUACAUAUCGUCCGGUACCUUGUAGUAUGCAUCCUCGUUGUAGGCGUGCUAUGUGCAAUAGAGAUGGCCACUGCACCUACUUUACAAGAUAUGCGUCUGGAUCAAUUACAUCUGGUGUUAUUGCUAAAGAAAAAUUCACUCUAGGGUUUGAUACUAAUGAACCUGAGAGAAUUGAACUACAAAUAGGUUGUGGUUUUUUUCAAGAAAAUUUUGAAAAUUUUAUAGGUAAUAAUCAUUUGCAUGGAAAAGCUGAUCGUAUUGCGGGAAUACUCGGUUUGGGAUGGGGAGAAGGGUCUUUUUUGAACCAGUUAGGAGCUGUUGGACAAGGUAAAUAUUCCUACUGCUUCGAGACAUUUGACUAUUAUGCUGAGCCAUCGAGUACAUAUUUAAGGUUUGGUGCAGAUGCGAUAAUUAGAGGCGUUGGUCAACAAGUAAAAAAAACUCCCAUUGUUGUGCCUGCGUUUCAGACACAACUCUAUUACUUAAAUUUAGAAGAUAUCAGCAUAGGUACCAAACGAGUAAGAUUUCCAAGUGGUACUUUCAAGGUUAAUGGUCAAGGAGAAGGUGGUACUAUUAUAGAUUCUGGUACUCCAUUAUCUCAGAUGUACAAGGAUUAUUUUGAUAGAGUUGCCGAUUUGGUGAAAGAACACUUUGACAAGCUCAGAAUUGAAUAUGUCGGAUCCGUAGACCAUUUUGACUGUUGUUUCCAUAUACCUGAAGGAUUUGAUAUUACCAACUAUCCUUCAAUAACACUUCAUUUUCAACAGGCCGAUUAUGUUAUAUCAGAUUAUAAAGCCAAUUUCUUUUUGAAAUCUCCUAAAAUUGCUUGUUUAGCUUUUUUCGGAGUUGACAAAAAGGGACGUGGUACGCCGCAUUUUAUUUUAGGUGCAAUGCAACAAACUAACAAACGGAUUUUGUAUGAUGUUAUGGAUCUUUCACUCUCAUUCGCUACAGAACAAUGCGAAGUAGGUUCAUGACUGUGUUUAUCUCUAAUGAUUA